This is a messenger RNA of Zeugodacus cucurbitae (melon fly), 2378 nucleotides long. RefSeq lists its product as uncharacterized. The record is from RefSeq and is a predicted model, not a curated record. NCBI's taxonomy places the organism in Eukaryota, Metazoa, Arthropoda, Insecta, Diptera, Tephritidae. Bases 284 to 1414 code for a protein of 376 amino acids. Gene Ontology annotation, molecular function: mRNA 5'-diphosphatase activity. Gene Ontology annotation, cellular component: nucleus; cytosol. The transcript is spliced from 5 exons. Gene Ontology annotation, biological process: NAD-cap decapping; nuclear-transcribed mRNA catabolic process.
GCUUUCGUAACAAUAAGAACUGUACAGUGAAGUGUGAGAAUUACAAACUAGUUGAGGUUUAGUGCUUUGAUCUAACUCUCGUCUGUCGUCUGCUUGUGUCCAAUAGGCGCCACGUGUCCUUCAAACUCCACAACUUCUGCGCGCAAAGAAAGGACGAAUAUCUUUUGAAUAGUUUUGGAGCAUACUCAAGUUGAGUGGUGAUAAAAGAGUCCACAAAAGCGGUACAAUUACGUAACGGAUACAGACAUCAAACGGCAACAAAAAUCGAAGAAAAUAUUUACCAAUGGCUUCCACUACUACAAGUCUGGACUAUAGGAUUAUAAUGCGAGUGGACCUAAGUACAAUAAUGGUUCAAAAUCAGCAUGCUGUCUCACUGGUACCACCUAAAAUCCAUACACUUUAUUCUUGCUUGAAUAAUGAUAAGUUUAGCGAUGAAGUACAUUUGCCAUUCUUUAAAGAGCCGAAAGCAAAAUCAUAUAAUCUGGAGGAAUUACACAAAACCACUGUUACGCCUAAUAGUGAGGCCAAUUUUGUGCUCAAUAAAGUGGAGAAAUACAUAAUGGAAGCCGAAGAAAAUGUUCUGCAACCGCAUAAGAAUACGGCGACAGAAAAAUGGCAAACACAAUCGAAAAACAAAGUUAAAGUGUUUCUAUGUCAACGUGGAAUACUUGCGGACAUUAUGUAUAUAUUGUAUGGUCUCACAAUCAAGCAAUAUAAUGAAGUAACGUUUUACGUUACGAAAUAUUGUGGUGUAUUUCAUAUGCGUGAUGAAAUUUGGACCUACAACGAGCGUGAAGAUUAUAAUCGUACAUUUUGGCAAUUAUGUUUUCCUGAUAAUACCGAUUCGGAUACUACGACUGACACUCCUGUUAAUGACUUAGUUUAUGGCAUCUUCAAAACUGUAAUGAAAGAUUUCCAUCUAAUCUACUCAGCAAAAAUUGGCGGCGUUAAAUCUAAACAUAAGAUUGUAAACACUCAUGAUAUGGAUGAAAUCAAUAAACUUACAUUCAUCGAGACUAAACUAAUUAAAGAAAAUAGUUUCGAGGAUGAUAUUUUAUAUCAUCCAAAGUCUUUUCUUUGGUUUCUACAAGGAUAUUUGGCUAACAUAAAGCAUAUUUGUGUGGGCGUAAUGGAUGAGAACCACACUGUACACACUCCAGUACAGGUCAAGCAAAUUAAAGACAUAACGAAAAUUCGAGAAUGGAGACCAGACAUUUACAUAGGUUUUCUACACACCAUACUAAAGUUGAUAGAAAAGACAAUGAGGCACGUAGAUUGUCCAUAUACCGUGUACGAGUUUAGAUAUGUCUUCACCGAAAAUUGUAUAAAAUUAAAAAAGCAUAAUGGCAAAUCGGAACAGUCAUUUUUAUCGGAGGAUUAUAUAAAAAAAUGUAAACAAUAUACAACAGAGUAAAAACAUUGACGAAAACAGAAACUUCGCCGUUUGCCAAAGAGGAAGGGAGAGAAAGAAAUAGAGGAAGAGAGAAAGAGAUUGUAUAAUUUUAAGUACUUACUUUGUUUCUUUACUCACCUUCGUAUGGAAGAUUGGUAAAUGGUUUUAAAAUAAGGAAGCGCAAGUAUUGAUGUGUAUUCUGUUUUAAUAUAUUAUAUUAUAUGUUUUCUUUCAAGGUAAUUUGAUAUAUAUUGAAUUUAUAAAAUGAUUAUGACAAUUUUAUUUAUUUAAAAUACGACGGAGGGCGGAGAAUAGUCGCUGAUCGGGUGACCGGGAAUGCGGUAUCCCAAAACGAUAAAAGAGAAGUGGGGUUCGGGUCGCUUUGUACGUCCCUUUUGUUUGUUGUGUUCGGAUGUGCAAUGUGGUGUCAUCGUGUAGUGUCAUCAUGCAGUUUUCAUCGUGUAUGGGUGUAGUUGUGUGUGCAUUGGUACGCAGUGUUCUCUUGAGUGAGGUGGUGAGUGUGCAGUGUUUGUGUUCUAUGGUUAUUUCGUAAUGGUGAAGUUGACGAGUGUCAGUGUUAUAUGUUGAGAUGCAUGGCAGACCGAAGCUCAUUUGUCCAGAGAUAUAUGUAUAGAGACGAAGAGAGAGGGAGAGUGAGCAAGAGAUUCAUUAUCGGCAUGAUGAGAAACAAAAGUCGCUCUGUCUGAACACUACCAAACUUCUUCUUUUGAUAGCAUUCAAGCAUGAGAUUGCCACAAAACUAUCGCCGUCGACAGCGCUUUCGUUGCACUUGCCACCAACAAGUUAAUGCACUGUUAGAUAUCAUCAAGAACAACAAGUAUAUCAUAUAAAUCGGGUAAUGCGCAUGUCUUGCCGCAUGGCUCAGCAUAUGUAGUGUCCGUUCAGACAGGGCGACUUUAGUUGCGGCAACUCGUAGUCAGUUGGAGUGCGAGCAACGAGGAUAGAACAAGAGCACCGAGAGGUC